ACGUGACAAGCGCUGCCGGCCGCGGUGUCUUCUUCGUGCCGGCGUCGCAGUGGCCGGGCCUCUUGCGUCUGGUAACGCCGCUGUCUCUAACGCCAGCCCUUGGCGCCCGCGCCCCGCCACCGCAGCGCCCGGCAGUCCGCGGCCCAACCGCCGCCCGCGCCCCCGCUCCCCGCACCGUACCCGGCCGCCUCGCGCCAUGGCGGCCCCCGGCAGCGCCCGGCGACCCCUGCUGCUGCUACUGCUGUUGCUGCUGCUCGGCCUCAUGCAUUGUGCGUCAGCAGCAAUGUUUAUGGUGAAAAAUGGCAACGGGACCGCGUGCAUAAUGGCCAACUUCUCUGCUGCCUUCUCAGUGAACUACGACACCAAGAGUGGCCCUAAGAACAUGACCUUUGACCUGCCAUCAGAUGCCACAGUGGUGCUCAACCGCAGCUCCUGUGGAAAAGAGAACACUUCUGACCCCAGUCUCGUGAUUGCUUUUGGAAGAGGACAUACACUCACUCUCAAUUUCACGAGAAAUGCAACACGUUACAGCGUCCAGCUCAUGAGUUUUGUUUAUAACUUGUCAGACACACACCUUUUCCCCAAUGCGAGCUCCAAAGAAAUCAAGACUGUGGAAUCUAUAACUGACAUCAGGGCAGAUAUAGAUAAAAAAUACAGAUGUGUUAGUGGCACCCAGGUCCACAUGAACAACGUGACCGUAACGCUCCAUGAUGCCACCAUCCAGGCGUACCUUUCCAACAGCAGCUUCAGCCGGGGAGAGACACGCUGUGAACAAGACAGGCCUUCCCCAACCACAGCGCCCCCUGCGCCACCCAGCCCCUCGCCCUCACCCGUGCCCAAGAGCCCCUCUGUGGACAAGUACAACGUGAGCGGCACCAACGGGACCUGCCUGCUGGCCAGCAUGGGGCUGCAGCUGAACCUCACCUAUGAGAGGAAGGACAACACGACGGUGACAAGGCUUCUCAACAUCAACCCCAACAAGACCUCGGCCAGCGGGAGCUGCGGCGCCCACCUGGUGACUCUGGAGCUGCACAGCGAGGGCACCACCGUCCUGCUCUUCCAGUUCGGGAUGAAUGCAAGUUCUAGCCGGUUUUUCCUACAAGGAAUCCAGUUGAAUACAAUUCUUCCUGACGCCAGAGACCCUGCCUUUAAAGCUGCCAACGGCUCCCUGCGAGCGCUGCAGGCCACAGUCGGCAAUUCCUACAAGUGCAACGCGGAGGAGCACGUCCGUGUCACGAAGGCGUUUUCAGUCAAUAUAUUCAAAGUGUGGGUCCAGGCUUUCAAGGUGGAAGGUGGCCAGUUUGGCUCUGUGGAGGAGUGUCUGCUGGACGAGAACAGCAUGCUGAUCCCCAUCGCUGUGGGUGGUGCCCUGGCGGGGCUGGUCCUCAUCGUCCUCAUCGCCUACCUCGUCGGCAGGAAGAGGAGUCACGCAGGCUACCAGACUAUCUAGCCUGGUGCACGCAGGCACAGCAGCUGCAGGGGCCUCUGUUCCUUUCUCUGGGCUUAGGGUCCUGUCGAAGGGGAGGCACACUUUCUGGCAAACGUUUCUCAAAUCUGCUUCAUCCAAUGUGAAGUUCAUCUUGCAGCAUUUACUAUGCACAACAGAGUAACUAUCGAAAUGACGGUGUUAAUUUUGCUAACUGGGUUAAAUAUUUUGCUAACUGGUUAAACAUUAAUAUUUACCAAAGUAGGAUUUUGAGGGUGGGGGUGCUCUCUCUGAGGGGGUGGGGGUGCCGCUGUCUCUGAGGGGUGGGGGUGCCGCUGUCUCUGAGGGGUGGGGGUGCCGCUCUCUCUGAGGGGGUGGGGGUGCCGCUUUCUCUGAGGGGGUGGGGGUGCCGCUCUCUCUGAGGGGGUGGGGGUGCUGCUCUCUCCGAGGGGUGGAAUGCCGCUGUCUCUGAGGGGUGGGGGUGCCGCUCUAAAUUGGCUCCAUAUCAUUUGAGUUUAGGGUUCUGGUGUUUGGUUUCUUCAUUCUUUACUGCACUCAGAUUUAAGCCUUACAAAGGGAAAGCCUCUGGCCGUCACACGUAGGACGCAUGAAGGUCACUCGUGGUGAGGCUGACAUGCUCACACAUUACAACAGUAGAGAGGGAACAUCCUAAGACAGAGGAACUCCAGAGAUGAGUGUCUGGAGCGCUUCAGUUCAGCUUUAAAGGCCAGGACGGGCCACACGUGGCUGGCGGCCUCGUUCCAGUGGCGGCACGUCCUUGGGCGUCUCUAAUGUCUGCAGCUCAAGGGCUGGCACUUUUUUAAAUAUAAAAAUGGGUGUUAUUUUUAUUUUUAUUUGUAAAGUGAUUUUUGGUCUUCUGUUGACAUUCGGGGUGAUCCUGUUCUGCGCUGUGUACAAUGUGAGAUCGGUGCGUUCUCCUGAUGUUUUGCCGUGGCUUGGGGAUUGUACACGGGACCAGCUCACGUAAUGCAUUGCCUGUAACAAUGUAAUAAAAAGCCUCUUUCUUUUUGGGGUGGGCCUUGUCCUUCUGUCAGCUAAAAUGGGAGCUCAUGAGAGAAGGACGUCAGGGAAACGGGGUUGAGGGUGGUCUCGGUGCAGAGAGAAGGGUGUCAGGGAAACGGGGGGUGAGGGUGGUCUUGGUGCCAGACGUAGGGAAUGGUGUUGGGAGUGGCCCGAGUGCCUGGCACAGUUGUCUGGUUCAUUCAUGUAACAUGAUAAUUUUUAAAUCAUUAAAAAAAUUACCUUUCAUACAGA
Molecule: messenger RNA, 2701 nt
Organism: Homo sapiens (human)
Lineage: Eukaryota; Metazoa; Chordata; Mammalia; Primates; Hominidae
Gene: LAMP1
Product: lysosome associated membrane protein 1
Exons: 9
Coding region: 197-1450 (417 amino acids)
Biological process (GO): lysosomal lumen acidification; protein stabilization
Cellular component (GO): multivesicular body; vesicle; endosome
Molecular function (GO): ion channel inhibitor activity; protein domain specific binding
Source: RefSeq, marked reviewed